UUUUGUUGCUCGAUUCAAAAUGGGUGAUCAACAUUCGUGUACUGGAGAUAAACUUCUUCACCUGGACAUCCACAUAGAUGAGAAGCAGCCGCGUAAAGGAAUCCUCACCCUACUGAGCAGACUCCGUCCUCACUGGAAGGGCCAGGAUGUCCAGAUGAAGACAUUUACAGAGGGAAUCACUAACCAGCUGAUUGGUUGCUUCGUGGAUUCUCUUCAGGAGUCUGGCUGCGUUCUGGUGCGGCUGUACGGCAGGAUGACAGAACUCUACGUGAACCGGGACCGUGAGGUGGAAAUGUUCCAGGUCUUCCAUGCCCAUGGCUGCGGUCCCGAGAUCUACUGCAGCUUCCAGAACGGCAUCUGCUACCAGUUUGUCCGGGGAGCGGUGCUGGAGGACCAGCUGCUGAGGCAGCCGUCCAUCUACAGGUCUCUGCCCGGACCCCUAUUGAUCGCCGCUGAGCUGGGGAGAAUCCACUCCAUCCAGCCAACGAGCGGCCGGCCCGCUGAACCCCUGCUCUGGACCAAAAUGUCCCAUUUUCUCACGCUGGUGCGGAGCAGCACGGGCCCCCGCCCCGCCGCGCAGCCGCGCACACAGAGUCCCGAGAGUCUAGCAGAGGUCCCCAGUGUUGAGAGGAUGGCGGCAGAGGUGGAGCUGUUGCAGAGACACCUGUCACACAUCCACUCCCCCACCGUCCUCUGCCACAACGACCUGCUCACCAAGAACAUCAUCUACAACCAGGAGGAAGGCGUGGUGAAAUUCAUCGACUACGAGUACGCCGAUUACAACUACCAGGCUUUUGAUAUCGGCAACCACUUUAAUGAAUUUGCAGGUGUGACUGAUGUCAACUACAGCUGCUACCCGGGCCGGGAGCUGCAGAGGGACUGGCUGACCGCCUAUCUGGAGAGCUACAGGCUAUCCACGGGCCGUGAGCCCACGGUCACCGAGGCAGAGGUGACUCGGCUCUACAUUCAAGUCUGCAAAUUCUCACUUGCCUCUAACUUCUUCUGGGGUCUUUGGGCCAUUCUGCAGUCACGUUUUUCCUCUAUUGACUUUGACUUCCAAAGGUACGCCAUGGCACGACUGGGCUAUUAUUUUGAAAAGAAAGAGGAAUAUUUAGGAUUAACAAUGGACCAGUUAACCUGCUCUACCUAUGAAGAAAGGCUGUGA
This is a messenger RNA of Menidia menidia (Atlantic silverside), 1165 nucleotides long. The record is from the annotation of a GenBank genome assembly. NCBI's taxonomy places the organism in Eukaryota, Metazoa, Chordata, Actinopteri, Atheriniformes, Atherinopsidae.